Mus musculus (house mouse) is the source of this 4758-nucleotide messenger RNA. It is a transcript of the gene Dhx9, whose product is annotated as DExH-box helicase 9. The transcript has 29 exons. Bases 999 to 4502 code for a protein of 1167 amino acids. Gene Ontology annotation, cellular component: cytoplasm; nucleolus; nucleus. The record is from RefSeq and is a predicted model, not a curated record. NCBI's taxonomy places the organism in Eukaryota, Metazoa, Chordata, Mammalia, Rodentia, Muridae. Gene Ontology annotation, molecular function: nucleic acid binding; 3'-5' DNA/RNA helicase activity; double-stranded RNA binding.
GGCUCCGGAGUUGGCCUACCGCGCAGGCGCGAGUCGCCGACUCCGCCCCCUGGGUCCUGCAGUCGGAGCCAUUUCGCCGCUGCUUCCAUGCGGGUGAGGUGUGUUCUUUCGCCGUUCUCGUGGAAGGUUGGCGCUGCGAACUCGCCUAAGAAGGCUGUGCUCUCGGGCACGGAAAAGCGGAGGAGGGUGUGAAGAAGACACCUGAAUCAUGGGUGACAUUAAAAAUUUUCUGUAUGCCUGGUGUGGCAAAAGGAAGAUGACUCCAGCCUAUGAAAUUAGAGCAGUAGGAAACAAAAACAGACAGAAAUUCAUGUGUGAGGUUCGAGUAGAAGGGUUUAAUUAUGCUGGUAUGGGCAAUUCCACCAAUAAAAAGGAUGCACAGAGCAAUGCUGCCAGAGACUUUGUUAACUAUUUGGUUCGAAUAAAUGAAGUAAAGAGUGAAGAAGUUCCAGCUGUUGGGAUUGUACCACCCCCACCCAUACUUAGCGACACCUCUGAUAGCACAGCAAGUGCUGCAGAAGGGUUACCAGCACCAAUGGGAGGACCACUUCCUCCUCAUCUGGCUCUCAAAGCAGAAGCAGAAAAUAAUUCUGGAGUUGAGUCUUCUGGCUAUGGCUCUCCUGGACCUACUUGGGACCGAGGAGCCAACCUUAAAGAUUACUACUCAAGAAAGGAAGAACAAGAAGUACAAGCGACUCUAGAGUCAGAAGAAGUGGAUUUAAAUGCUGGGCUUCAUGGAAAUUGGACACUGGAAAAUGCUAAGGCUCGUCUGAACCAGUAUUUCCAAAAAGAAAAGAUCCAAGGAGAAUAUAAGUACACCCAAGUGGGUCCCGACCACAACAGGUGGAGGAGAAUGAGAUUGAGUGCUGACUUUAAGCCUGGCUGAGAAACAUACUGUCAUCGGUGUCAUUAAUGAAAGGGUGGAUGUUGUUCCCCUGAAAGCCAGUGGCCUUUGACCCCCUUGAAGCCCUUGUGCCUGAAGGAGCUUUAUUGCAGAAAUGACCAUUUAUAUCAAGCAGCUUGGCAGAAGGAUUUUCGCACGUGAACAUGGAUCUAAUAAGAAAUUAGCAGCACAGUCAUGUGCCCUCUCACUUGUCCGACAGCUCUAUCAUCUUGGAGUGAUUGAGGCUUACUCUGGGCUUACAAAGAAGAAAGAAGGAGAGAGAGUGGAGCCUUACAAAGUUUUCCUUUCUCCAGAUUUGGAGCUUCAGCUGCAAAAUGUGGUUCAAGAGCUAGAUCUUGAAAUUGUGCCCCCACCUGUUGAUCCUUCUAUGCCAGUUAUACUUAACAUUGGGAAAUUGGCUCAUUUUGAACCAUCUCAGAGACAAAAUGCAGUGGGAGUGGUUCCUUGGUCACCUCCACAAUCCAACUGGAAUCCUUGGACAAGUAGCAACAUUGAUGAGGGACCCCUUGCUUAUGCUUCUACAGAACAAAUAAGCAUGGACCUUAAGAAUGAAUUAACAUACCAGAUGGAACAAGAUCAUAAUUUACAAAGUGUGUUACAAGAGAGAGAGUUGCUGCCUGUGAAGAAAUUUGAAGCUGAAAUUCUGGAAGCCAUUAGUUCAAAUUCAGUUGUGAUUAUCCGAGGGGCUACUGGUUGUGGUAAAACCACACAAGUUCCACAGUACAUUUUGGAUGACUUUAUCCAGAAUGACAGAGCAGCCGAAUGCAAUAUUGUUGUGACACAGCCCAGAAGGAUCAGUGCAGUUGCAGUGGCAGAGCGAGUUGCUUAUGAGAGAGGAGAAGAGCCUGGAAAAAGCUGUGGUUACAGUGUUCGAUUUGAGUCUAUACUUCCACGCCCUCAUGCCAGUAUAAUGUUUUGUACUGUAGGUGUGCUUCUAAGAAAACUAGAAGCCGGCAUUCGAGGAAUCAGUCAUGUUAUUGUGGAUGAAAUUCAUGAAAGAGAUAUUAAUACUGACUUCCUUUUGGUAGUACUGCGUGAUGUGGUUUUGGCUUAUCCUGAAGUCCGUAUUGUUCUUAUGUCUGCAACUAUUGAUACCACCAUGUUCUGUGAAUAUUUCUUCAAUUGCCCCAUCAUUGAGGUUUAUGGAAGGACUUUCCCAGUUCAAGAGUAUUUUCUGGAAGACUGCAUUCAGAUGACUCAAUUCAUUCCUCCUCCAAAGGACAAGAAAAAGAAGGAUAAGGAGGAUGAUGGUGGUGAAGAUGAUGAUGCAAAUUGCAACCUAAUAUGUGGUGACGAAUAUGGGCCAGAAACAAAGUUGAGCAUGUCUCAGUUGAAUGAAAAGGAAACUCCUUUUGAACUUAUUGAGGCGCUUCUUAAAUACAUUGAAACCCUUAAUGUUCCUGGAGCUGUGUUGGUAUUUUUACCUGGCUGGAACUUGAUUUAUACUAUGCAAAAGCAUUUAGAAAAUAAUUCGCAUUUCGGAAGUCACCGGUAUCAGAUUCUACCUCUCCAUUCUCAGAUUCCUCGUGAGGAACAGCGCAAAGUGUUUGAUCCAGUACCAGAUGGAGUAACCAAGGUUAUUUUGUCCACAAACAUUGCUGAAACAAGCAUUACCAUAAAUGAUGUUGUUUACGUCAUUGACUCCUGCAAACAAAAAGUGAAACUAUUUACUGCUCACAACAAUAUGACCAACUAUGCUACUGUAUGGGCAUCAAAAACAAACCUUGAGCAGAGGAAAGGGCGAGCUGGCCGUGUACGACCUGGGUUCUGUUUCCACCUUUGUAGUCGAGCUCGUUUUGACAGACUAGAGACCCACAUGACACCAGAGAUGUUUAGAACACCAUUGCAUGAAAUUGCUCUGAGCAUAAAACUUCUGCGUCUAGGAGGAAUUGGCCAAUUCCUUGCAAAGGCAAUCGAACCUCCACCUUUGGAUGCUGUAAUUGAAGCAGAGCAUACUCUAAGAGAACUUGAUGCUUUAGAUGCCAAUGAUGAGUUGACUCCUCUUGGACGAAUCCUGGCUAAACUCCCCAUUGAACCUCGUUUUGGAAAAAUGAUGAUAAUGGGGUGUAUUUUCUAUGUGGGAGAUGCUGUCUGUACCAUCUCUGCUGCUACCUGCUUCCCAGAACCCUUUAUCAGCGAAGGAAAACGCCUGGGAUACAUACACCGGAAUUUUGCUGGAAACAGAUUUUCUGAUCACGUGGCUCUUUUAUCAGUAUUCCAAGCCUGGGAUGAUGCUAGGAUGAGUGGAGAAGAAGCAGAAAUACGUUUUUGUGAGCAGAAGAGACUCAAUAUGGCUACACUGAGAAUGACUUGGGAGGCCAAAGUACAGCUUAAAGAGAUUCUGAUUAACUCUGGAUUUCCCGAAGAUUGUUUAUUGACACAAGUGUUUACUAACACUGGACCAGAUAAUAAUUUGGAUGUUGUUAUCUCUCUGCUGGCUUUUGGUGUGUACCCCAAUGUAUGCUAUCAUAAGGAGAAGAGAAAGAUUCUUACCACUGAAGGGCGCAAUGCACUUAUCCACAAGUCAUCUGUGAACUGUCCUUUCAGCAGCCAAGACAUGAAGUACCCAUCUCCUUUCUUUGUUUUUGGUGAAAAGAUUAGAACCCGAGCCAUCUCUGCUAAAGGCAUGACCUUAGUGACCCCCUUACAGCUACUUCUCUUUGCCUCCAAGAAAGUCCAGUCGGAUGGGCAGAUUGUGUUUAUAGAUGACUGGAUCAGACUGCAAAUAUCUCAUGAAGCUGCAGCAUGCAUCACAGCCCUCCGGGCAGCCAUGGAAGCUCUGGUUGUUGAAGUGUCCAAACAACCAAAUAUUAUCAGCCAAUUGGACCCUGUAAAUGAACAUAUGCUAAACACAAUCCGACAGAUUUCUAGGCCCUCAGCUGCUGGUAUCAACCUUAUGAUUGGAAGUGUAAGGUACGGCGAUGGUCCACGACCUCCCAAGAUGGCCCGAUAUGAUAAUGGAAGUGGAUAUAGAAGGGGAUAUGGUGGGGGAGGAUAUGGUGGCGGAGGAUAUGGUGGCGGAUACGGUAGUGGAGGCUUUGGAGGAGGCUUUGGAAGUGGGGGAGGCUUUGGAGGAGGCUUUAACAGCGGUGGGGGAGGCUUUGGUAGUGGUGGGGGAGGCUUUGGCAGUGGUGGAGGUGGAUUUGGUGGUGGUGGAGGAGGCUUCAGUGGUGGAGGAGGUGGUGGAUUUGGUGGUGGCAGAGGAGGUGGAGGUGGCGGAUUUGGGGGUAGUGGGGGCUUUGGAAGUGGUGGGGGAGGGUAUGGUGUUGGAGGUGGUGGCUAUGGAGGAGGUGGUGGUGGUGGCUAUGGAGGAGGCAGUGGAGGAUAUGGAGGUGGGGGAGGGGGUUAUGGUGGUGGGGAAGGUUAUAGUAUAAGCCCCAACUCUUACCGUGGGAAUUAUGGUGGUGGCGGGGGAGGGUAUAGAGGAGGUUCCCAAGGAGGCUACAGAAACAACUUUGGUGGAGACUACAGAGGGUCCAGUGGAGACUACCGGGGAUCCGGUGGGGGCUAUAGAGGAUCUGGAGGAUUCCAGCGAAGGGGUUAUGGAGGUGGUUAUUUUGGACAAGGAAGAGGAGGAGGGGGUGGUGGUGGCUAUUAAGACUGGACUCUGUCGGAGCCUGUGCAUACAGUUGAAAAAUGCAUGCUGUAUGUUUUUCCAAGAUGUUUAUUUGCACCAAAAAAGUAAACCCAUUUCCCACUUAAUCUGUAGUUCAUGUGUAGUUUCAAGCAACAAAUGUAGACUAGUGAUUUUGUUUUAUAUUGUGUAAUGUAAAAUAUGACCUGUUAUACAAGUAUCAUACAUACAGUUUGUAUUUUUUUUUCUUGAAGGGGUAAAGGUUUGCCUUUUAACUUAA